AUGGCUUCAUUCAUACAAGCAAUCCUCGACUGGCUACGGAGCCUUUUUUUCAAGACCGAGAUGGAGUUAACCUUGGUAGGUCUCCAAAACAGCGGUAAAACAACUCUCGUCAAUGUCAUUGCGUCGGGUCAAUUUAUGGAAGAUUCGAUACCAACGGUCGGCUUCAAUAUGCGCAAAGUUACCAAGGGUAACGUGACAAUGAAACUUUGGGAUAUUGGUGGCCAGCCACGAUUCCGGAGCAUGUGGGAGCGUUACUGCCGUGGAGUCAAUGCUAUUGUCUUUGUGGUGGAUGCAGCCGACCAUGACAAGAUCCAAGCAGCAUAUACAGAGCUCAAGAACUUGCUAGACAAACCACAGCUGGCCAACAUUCCUGUGCUUGUACUUGGAAACAAGAAUGAUCUACAGAACGCGUUGACCGCUGAGGAACUCAUUGAUGCUUUGCACCUGAAAUCCAUCACCAACAGGGAGGUGUCGUGUUAUUCAAUCUCGGCCAAAAAUCAAGUUAAUAUCGAUGUGACAUUACAAUGGCUUAUCAAGAAGGGCAAGGGCCAAAAGUAA
This is a messenger RNA of Lichtheimia ornata, 558 nucleotides long. Its product is annotated as ADP-ribosylation factor-like protein 8B. NCBI's taxonomy places the organism in Eukaryota, Fungi, Mucoromycota, Mucoromycetes, Mucorales, Lichtheimiaceae. Gene Ontology annotation, biological process: protein transport. The record is from RefSeq and is a predicted model, not a curated record. Gene Ontology annotation, molecular function: GTPase activity; GTP binding. The transcript has 5 exons. Gene Ontology annotation, cellular component: lysosomal membrane. Bases 1 to 558 code for a protein of 185 amino acids.